CCGUCCGCCCAGCUUGGCCGAGUUUACAUCGGAGUGCUGCUCGUCGCGCUUAUAUAACUCGCUGACGACAUUUUUGCUCCCAGGGACACAUCUUUUUUUUUUAAAACGUCACAGUGUCACACUUUUUUUUUUUGGUCGAACAGUUUGCGAGUUUUCUUCAAUGAAUUAAAGCCGCGGGAGAAAGUGGAGCAGACUCGGAUCUCCUUCCUUCCUCCUGCGUCGACCUUGUUUACUUUAGUUGCCAAAUAGUGAGCCGCCCAGCGCGGUGUUUAUUCCGUGAAAAGUGGCGUCAGCUGCACGGAUUGUCAUGUACCUGCGUGGACUUUCUCUGUUUUUUUUUACACAGAAGAUGACUUAAACGGAAGAGUGCUCCACCUUCCUCCAAACAACAAAUAAGAAUAACGAAAUGGAUCAGAGUGGACCGAAUUGCAACGGUAAUCGAGACGGCCGCCUGUCAUUCGUGGAGUCUGUCAUACUCGUCGAUGGGGAUAAUGGGACCGCUUCUCUGCAGCCAACCGCCCCAGCCCCAAAUGGACGGGUUGGAACCAAAGACCAAGUGGCGCUAGAAAGCCUUUUUGACUCCCACCAGCAGGUCUUCUGUGAAGGGUCUGACAUGAAGCCUGGUAAAAUGAUGAGACUAGAGAAGCCGGAGCAGCCGGAUAUCAAUAUGUUCAACAUUGAAGACGACUUGGCGAUAUUGAAUCAGAAUUUUUCAGAACUGGACAACACGUCCACCUCUGUCAUCAACACGUCUGUCCUAGGCAACCUCCCCCUGCCUGACCUUUUCCCCCAGCACAUCAAACAGGAGGGGGACUUCUCGUUGGAUAAAGAAUUGGGACCUUAUGGGGGUCACACGGGCGCUGCUUCCUGUGAUUUGACAGGGAGUCGCCUGAUCGAGGAGUGUGCGCUUUGGAAAGACUUGGACCUUCCGGGAUCCAUGCCAGAGAUCAGCGACUUUGAGCUAGAUUCAGAAGUGGCUCACUUGGAUAACAUCCUGCACGAUAGCGGCGGCGUGGGCGGACCUCUCGGAGGCUUGCCAAAAGCAACAAAACCGCCCAUGGACAAUGGCGGUAGCUGUCAAAAUGCUAACGGCGCAAGCCAGCAGCACCACACCGUCCUCCACCAUCCUCACCAGCAGCACCUUGUACAGCACCAGCUUCACCAUCAACAUCCGUCUUCACUUCUCACCAGCGUGGUCAUCAAGGAGGAGAAGGACCCCGACCACUCUUUCAUCCACAUCCACACUCCCGGUGUGGUCAAGCAGGAGAAGCAGGAGCGGCCCGCUUUCUGCCAGUCGCAGUGUCUCCGAGGCGGCUUGGGCUCGGUCCAAGCUGCGGCUCCGAUGUCCUCGUCCGUGGGCGUGGACGCGGAUCCCGGCUAUCGCUACAGAGCCAACCCGCCCGCCACCAUGACAGACCGCAAGCCCUUUGGCAUGUACUCAAACCUACCCCCUGCUGGGGACAGCUGGAUGCGAGGGGACGGGUAUGGAGAGGGCCUCGCGGUUCAAAGGGCCAACGAUGGGCUCCCCAACACUGCUGCUUUGACCUACCCUCUCAGCUUUUCAGGCUCAUCACCCAGAACGGCAGCCGAGUCUAACCGUUCCAUGCUGCUGCCCGGCCAGUCCAAACCCAACGGGCAGACGCACAAGGUGUGUCUGGUGUGUUCGGACGAGGCGUCCGGAUGCCACUACGGCGUGGUAACCUGCGGCAGCUGCAAGGUGUUCUUCAAGAGGGCUGUGGAAGGAUGGAGAGCACGACAAAAGACAGAUGGGCAGCACAACUACCUGUGUGCAGGGAGGAACGACUGCAUCAUCGAUAAGAUCCGCAGAAAGAACUGUCCGGCAUGCCGCUUCCGCAAAUGCCUUCAAGCUGGAAUGAAUUUGGAGGCAGCAAGGAAAAACAAGAAGCUGAGGAAGCUGGAUAAUGACAAGAACUCCCGCUGCCUUGCCCUGCCUCAGCCCGUCCCCGCCAUGCCCGUGGUGGUCAUCCCUGCCUGCAUGCCCCAGCUGGCGCCCUCCAUGUUGUCGGUGCUCAAGGCCAUCGAGCCCGAGAUCAUCUACUCUGGCUACGACGGCACCCUCCCCGACACGUCCACGCGCCUCAUGUCCACGCUCAACAAGCUCGGCGGACAGCAGGUCAUCUCGGCGGUCAAGUGGGCGAAGUCGCUGCCAGGCUUCCGUAACCUGCACUUGGACGACCAGAUGACGUUGCUGCAGUGCUCCUGGCUCUUCCUCAUGUCCUUCAGCCUGGGCUGGAGGUCCUAUGAGCAAUGCAACGGGAGAGUGCUCUGCUUCGCACCCGACCUUGUCAUCAACCAGGAACGCAUGAAGCUGCCCUUCAUGACGGAGCAGUGCGAGCAGAUGCUGAAGAUCUGCAACGAGUUUGUGCGUCUGGAAGUUUCCUACGACGAGUAUCUGUGCAUGAAGGUGCUGCUGCUGCUCAGCACAGUUCCUAAAGAUGGGCUGAAGAGUCAGGCGGUGUUCGACGAGAUCAGGAUGACGUACAUCAAAGAAUUAGGGAAAGCCAUCGUUAAGCGAGAGGAGAACACCAGUCAGAACUGGCAGCGCUUCUACCAGCUGACCAAACUACUGGACUCCAUGCAGGAGAUGGUGGAGGGCCUGCUGCAGAUCUGCUUCUACACGUUUGUGAAUAAAACCCUGAGUGUGGAAUUCCCCGAGAUGCUGGUGGAGAUCAUCACCAACCAGAUCCCCAAAGUGAAAGACGGCAGCGUCAAGCAGCUCUUCUUUCAUCAGAAGUGACCGCCUCCAAGUCUACAAACACGCCUUAAAAAAAAACAACCAUGCCUGUCUUUUGCUAAAAUGUACGCGGGCCGCUUCACACCUGAUGAUUAUUAAUAUUAGUAUCGGCAUCGGAUGGACCGCCGCCCGCCAGAAGCCCCGCCUCCUCAUGCACUCAGGUUGACGAGGACUUGUCAUUUGUGGUCCUCAGAGGACAUCUUUCUGCCAGCGCCCUCUUCCUCCCCGGACUGAAAGCUGCUUGCUAACUAACCAUCACGUCGUGACGCUCAAGUGUAUCCAAGUCGCCCACCUGCGCCGCUCCACGCCCUCGGAAUGUACUCGCCACCUCAUCCACACAACUGUCCUUCUUGUUUGUGGCAGGACGGACGAGUGCCUUUCAGCUCCUUACACAUUUGCUCGCUAGUAUUAUUGUACACCUUCAUUAUUGUCCAUAUUAACACCUUCAUUAUUGUCCAUAAUAACACCUUCAUUAUUGUCCAUAUUAACACCUUCAUUAUUGUCAAUGAAACACCUUCAUUAGCAGAGAGGAGCGCUUGGUCAGCUGUUCUCACUGGAAACAAAAACAUGUCACAUGACUCAAAGUUGACAUUGUCCAAGUUAUGCAAUUUUACAAAGAAAAAGUUUCGACGUUUAAGGCGGAAAGUAAAAAAAACAAACAAACAUGAAUAUAUGCUACGAAAGUAUUUUACGAGAGAACACCAAAGUCGGGAUUUUACGAGAAAUUGUUUUUUCCUCACAAAAAUGACGUACCGUAUUUUUCGGAGUAUAAGUCGCACCGGCGGAAAAUGCAUAAUAAAGAAGGAAAAAAACAUAAGUCGCAUUUUUGGGGGAAAUUUAUUUGAUAAAAGCCAACACCAAGAAUAGACAUUUGAAAGGCAAUUUAAAAUAAAGAAUAGUGAACAACAGGCUGAAUAAGUGUACAUUAUAUGACGCAUAAAUAACCAACUGAGAACGUGCCUGGUAUGUUAACGUAACAUAUUAUGGUAAGAGUCGUUCAAAUAACUAUAACAUAUAGAACAUGCUAUACGUUUACCAAACAAUCUGUCACUCCUAAUCGCUAAAUCCCAUGAAAUCUUAUACGUCUAGUCUCUUACGUGAAUGAGCUAAAUAAUAUAAUUUGAUAUUUUACGGUAAUGUGUUAAUAAUUUCACACAUAAGUCGUUCCUGAGUAUAAGUCGCACCCCCGGCCAAACUAUGAAAAAAAAACUGCGACUUAUCGUCCGAAAAAUACGGUAAUCGUAAAUCACAAGAUUUAUAACAAUAUUCUGAAUGUAGUUUUUUUUUUUAUACUGGAAAAAAAAUGUCCCGAUGUUCUGAUAAGAAUUUAGAACACGCGAAUGAGUAAUCGUACGAUAUUUAGACAAACUCUACGAGAGAAAUUGUCGACUUGCAAGACCUAAGUUUGGCGAAACAAUGUCACAAGGAUAAUGCAAUAUUUCAAAAUUGACUAUCCUUCAUGAAAAAUCAAAAAAUCGCAACAAAUUUACGCCCAUUUGGUGGUAAAAGUCGUAACUUUAUCGCAACGGUCGCAAGUUGUAUUUUAUAUUCCAACAAAAAAUGUAUUUUCCGGCACAAAUUAAACAAGUUUUUUUUUCCUGUGGUAAAAUUUGAGUAAAACGUCAUUUUGUUUCUCAUAAACUACUUACAUUAACUAAUGAAGAUUUAUUUAGAAAUAUUUGUCGUCCUCACGCCGCUAACCUUCAAAGUUACAGUUUAUGAAUAGAGAAUUUGACGUUGAAAUAUAUCUUUAUUACAUUAACAGAUGAAUAUAUAUAUUUAUAUAUAUAUUUAUUUUUGCUUUGGUUUUUGUAAUGUGGAGGAAAACAUGGAGAACCCCCAUAGAGCAGAUCAUACCUUCAGCUUUUUAAAGGAAUUGAUCAUCUUUUAAAACGCUAUCAAAGCUCAGGCUCGGUCACUGCAGGUUGGAAAUAUUUUAGUGUGUUUAUGAAAAGCAGCUUCAGAGAAAACUGAUGGAAGCUUCUAGCACUUCUUCAGAUGCACAAAACAACGUUACGGCUCUUUUAUCAACAUUUGCAUACGAAUGGUGAAAAAAAAACAGUGAUUAAGGAAAAAAAAAAAGAGAAAAAAAAGGGCCCUGCCUCUUGCUUACUUUAAUGUGGAGCACAUUGAUUUUCUGUGCUUCAAGCGCUGAAUGGCAGUUUUAACAGGUAGUGGCCGUUACCAUGGCGAUGGGUCAUUUGUGUGUGACUAAAUACAGCAGGCCUCUGACACACACACUGUUUUUUAUUCUAAUCAGCUUCGCGUUGACUCUUGCAUUUAUUUUAGUGUGUGGUGCAGCUUCACAAAACCAGCGUGGACAUGAUGAUGUAAUGUCCAACAAGUGUACAUAGGGGGCGCCAACAUACGCGGUGCAAUGCAAAUAGCUUUUAUUCAUGUAAAUUGUCUUUUUUUUUUUUUUUUUUUUUUGAAAAACGUGAAAGAAAAAGUACGGGGACGUUGGUGUUUUUAACAACGCUUUUGAUUGAUUGACACUUUUAUUAGUAGAUUGCACAGUUUAGUACAUAUUCCGUACAAUUGACCACUAAAAGACUAUAAAAAUGGGACCCAUUACCUCCCUGCUUGGCACUCAGCAUCAAGAGUUGGAAUUGGGGGUUAAAUCACCAAAAAUGAUUCCCGGGCGCGGCCACUGCUGCUGCUCACUGCUCCCCUCACCUCCCAGGGGGUGAUCAAGGGUGAUGGGUCAAAUGCAGAGAAUCAUUUCGCCACACAUAGUGUGUGUGUGUGUGUGACAAUCAUUGGUACUUUAACUUAAAUGGUAACACCCGAAUAAGUUUUUCAACUUGUUUAAGUCGGGGUCCACGUAAUCAAUUCAUGGCUCUUUGCCAGUGCGUCCAAUUCUCUAUUUUAGGGGGGACAAAAUAAUGGUUUGUGACGAACAUAAAACAUCGAAAUGCUGCAACAUUAAAACAGAUAAUGACAUUGUAUUUGUAGCCCUGCAAAAAUGUCUGAGGGUUAUUUUCUUUCAUAGUUUAGGAAAAAUUCAGUUUAAAAAAAAAAAUAAAAAUUUAUCAUAGUCACAGUCUGGUUUUGACAAAAAAAAAGAAAAAGUGCAAUCA
Nerophis lumbriciformis (worm pipefish) is the source of this 5835-nucleotide messenger RNA. Its product is annotated as glucocorticoid receptor-like. Gene Ontology annotation, molecular function: zinc ion binding; DNA-binding transcription factor activity; sequence-specific DNA binding. Lineage: Eukaryota; Metazoa; Chordata; Actinopteri; Syngnathiformes; Syngnathidae. The record is from RefSeq and is a predicted model, not a curated record. Gene Ontology annotation, biological process: regulation of DNA-templated transcription.